AUGGGCACUUUAAGGUACCAUUUCAACGCCCUUCGCCACUCGCCUGCGGAAGCCACAACGCAUGACACUGGACAGCCCGCAAGGCACCCGCGCCUCGUGGGAGCGGGCUGGCCAACCGGAGCUGCAGCAUCUGGGACUUGGAAGGCAGCGGGCGGUCGCUGCAGGAGCAGGCAUGGUGUUGCGGAUUUUGAGACCAGAUUGCAGCCGGGGGCGGCCAACCAUCGAGCCGGUCAUGCGGGCGAGUGCGGCUUCAAGACACCCGAUUCGGGCCCCGAGAGGAUUGCAGCGAGGCGAGCUCUUGAUGGCGGCCUGGCCCACUUUCAAGGCGCCGACGCCUUCCCAGACAUGCACUUUCAGCACACUGUUGCUUUCCGAUGUCGCUUCUCAACCUUCAGUAUCAGCUCAGAUACAACCCCUGUGCUAUUUGGUUUGGCAGCUCAAUCUUCGGCGAUUUCGGCCAUUCAGAUCCUUCCGUAGCGCUGUGGUAUUAUACUUACAGGGUCGAGCAGCUAGACGAUUACAUGGAGCACAGCUGCUCU
Molecule: messenger RNA, 539 nt
Organism: Microdochium trichocladiopsis
Lineage: Eukaryota; Fungi; Ascomycota; Sordariomycetes; Xylariales; Microdochiaceae
Exons: 2
Coding region: 1-477 (158 amino acids)
Source: RefSeq, a predicted model, not a curated record